Messenger RNA from Amaranthus tricolor (Joseph's coat), 704 nucleotides. RefSeq names its product heavy metal-associated isoprenylated plant protein 25. The transcript has 3 exons. The record is from RefSeq and is a predicted model, not a curated record. NCBI's taxonomy places the organism in Eukaryota, Viridiplantae, Streptophyta, Magnoliopsida, Caryophyllales, Amaranthaceae. Bases 39 to 479 code for a protein of 146 amino acids.
CUCUCUUAAACAUAAACAUAAAUAGAAUAAGAUACCAAAUGAAACCCCAAAAGGUAAAACAAAAUUUUUUCACCAAGCUCUUAAAAAUGUCCUCCAACAACCCCAAAUAUAAUAAAAGAAUUGCGGAUGAAGGAGUAACUACGUACCCUUAUCAAAUGUCAAUGUCAACAAAGUAUUGUUGCAUGCUAAUGAGGCUAUCAAUUGAUUGUAAAGGGUGUUACAAAAAAUUAAUGAGAACUAUUCGUAAUAUGAAAGAGGUGGAAAUACAUGCGAUAGAUAGGCAAUAUAACAGGAUAAGCGUGUGUGGAAGAUUUAGGCCGUCUGAUGUGGCCAUCAAGAUGAGGAAAAGAAUGAAUCGAAGGGUUGAGAUUUUGGAAAUACAAGAGUUUGAUGAUGGAGUUCCACAUGAUCACGUGCACCAAAUUGUUGAUAAUCAUCCAUCUAAUGUUAAUGAUCAUCCUCAAUAUCACACUGCAUGAUGACUAAUUGCAUAUUUUAUGAUGAUUUUAAUUUGAUACGGAAUUCGUAUACAUUUCAAGUAAAUAAGGUAUUUGUAGAUAUAGGCAUACAUACAACCUUAAAAAUGUGUACACAUUCAAUUUGUAAUUUUAUAUAUAAAUUGGCAUUUGUUAAAAGAUGUACACACGUAUUUAAAAUGUGUACAUAUUCAGAUGACAUUUCUGUAAAUAACAAUUAUACAAACC